UUUGCAGAGGUGGAGAACUCUGGAGCCGACUGCUGACUCAAAAUCGGACACUUGAAGUUUUCCGUAACUCAUUCCUGUUUGUCAUGUUUUUAAAAUAAACAUUUCAAACUGAGAGUUAUUGUUAGUCUUCUGCGUGUAGUUAGAUUUUUUUAGAUUUUCGCUUAACUUGUAGUUUGGUACUGCAAUCCUGCUGACUGCCGUGCGCUGUUCAUGUAUUGAGAAGCGCCUCCUCCUUCUUCAGUCCUGCAGUGUUGGAUAUUCUCGAGCAUGACACAAUUUUCUGUAUUUGCUCUACAGUUAAGUUUCCAAAUGCUCCAGUUCUUGUCUGAGAUGUUCUCCUGAGUUAAAAUUCACAUCUUGACGAAGGUUUUCCUGAGAAUUACUCACCUGACAACACACAAUGGCUUCCAAUAUAAGCGUGGAUCAGCAGUUUUCUCACAAAUUCACAGUGACGGUGGUUCGAGCCGAGAACGUCACCAAGGGAGCGCUGGGUGACCUGUUGGACACCCCAGAUCCAUAUGUGGAGCUGUUCAUCCCAACGGCCCCAGAGAGCAGAAAGAAGACCAAGCACAUAGACAACAACAUCAACCCAAAAUGGAACGAGACCUUUAACUUCAUAUUAGAUCCCAACCUGCGGAACGUCCUGAAGUUAACAUUAAUGGACGCCAACUAUGUGAUGGAUGAGACGCUUGGGACUGCGACCUAUGACAUCACCAAGCUCAGCGUAGGCCAGACAAAGAUGGAGCCUUUCCUCAUCGGCAAAGUAACCAAAGUUUACUUAGAGAUGUCACUAGAGAUCUGUACCAAUCUGGACCUGCGGUUCAGCCUGGCCCUGUGUGACAAAGAGAAGCAGUUCAGACAGACCCGCAGAGAGAGAGUGAUGCUGGGCAUCAAGAAGCUGCUAGACAUGGAGAAGCCUCGUUUCCUCCCCAGCGCUCCAGAGGAGGUUCCGGUGAUAGCCAUAGCAGGCUCAGGAGGCGGUUUCCGUGCCAUGGUUGGCUUCUCAGGUGUGAUGAAAGCUCUGUUUGAGUCUGGGGUCUUAGAUUGUGCAACAUAUGUUGCUGGACUCUCCGGAUCUACAUGGUACAUGUCCGCUCUCUACUCUCAUCCAGACUUUCCAAACAUAGGCCCAAAGGACAUCAAUGCAGAGCUGAUGAAGCGAGUUAGCAGUAACCCACUGAAGCUGUUGCUGCCUCAACACAUCACCAACUACAUCCAGGCCCUCUGGACCAAAAAGGCUUCAGGGCAGCCUGUUACCUUUACUGAUAUCUUUGGUAUGCUCAUAGGAGAGACCCUUGUACCUGCGAGGAUGGACACCAAACUGAGUGGAAUCCAGGAGAAGAUAAACCAGGCCCAGAGUCCUCUUCCUCUCUUCACAUGUCUGCAUGUCAAGCCAGAUGUUUCAGAGCUCAUGUUUGCAGACUGGGUGGAGUUCAGCCCAUAUGAAAUUGGGAUGGCAAAGUACGGCACCUUCAUGACCCCCGACUUGUUUGGAAGCAAGUUCUUCUUGGGAACCGUUGUCAAGAAAUACGAGGAGAACCCUCUUCAUUUUCUGAUGGGUGUGUGGGGCAGCGCCUUCUCCAUUCUGUUCAACAGAGUGCUGGGAGUCAAAAACACAGCUGGUGGCAGCACCAUGGAGGAGGAGUUAGAGCAGAUCAAACCACAGCACAUUGUCGGAGAAGACAGCCUGGACAGUGAAGACGAGACACGUAAAGGUGGGACAGAGAACCAGUACGCAGAAGAGGAGUACAGUCGCACUGCUCAGGCUAGCUGGGUUCAACGAAUGUUCACGUCACUCUUCAGUGACUCAUCCUUAUUCAACACAAGAGAGGGCCGGGCCGGGAAGGUGCAUAAUUUCAUGCUGGGUUUGAACCUGAACACCAGCUUCCCGUUCUCUCCGGGCAAUGAGAUCAUGUGCAACGCCACCACACCUGAAGACGAGGUGGACGCCGUCACAGACCCAGAUGAGUUCAAUCGUAUCUACGAGCCUCUAGAUGUGAAGAGCAAGAAGAUUCACAUAGUGGACAGUGGCCUGACCUACAACCUUCCCUACCCUCUCAUUCUGCGGCCGCAGCGCGGCGUCAACCUUAUUAUCUCCUUCGACUUUUCUGCACGACCCAGCGACACCAGCCCCCCAUUUAAGGAGCUCCUAUUAGCAGAAAAGUGGGCUCGAAUGAACAAGCUUCCAUUCCCCAAAAUCGACCCCAAAGUCUUUGACCGUGAGGGCCUGAAGGAAUGCUACAUCUUCAAACCAGAAAGAGGCGAAAAGAACUGCCCGACUAUCAUCCACUUUGUCCUGGUCAACAUCAACUUCAGGACAUUCAAGGCACCUGGUGUUCCCAGAGUGACAGAGCUGGAGAAGGAAUUUGCUGAUUUUGACAUCUUUGACGAUCCCGAGUCACCAUUCUCCACUUUUAACUUCCAGUACUCCAACGAGGCCUUCACCCGACUCCAUGACCUCAUGGAGUUCAACACUCUCAACAACCUGGAGGUGAUUAAAGAAGCCAUCAAGGAUUGCGUCCUGGCCCGAAAGGAGAAUCCCUCAGGCCUCUCCAUUCCCUUUUCCCUCAGUGCGAUCCCGAAAAAGAGGUUUCUCAAAAGAGAUUCUCGGGGCAAAACCGUGGAACCUUAUGUGAAAUGAGAACCAGCAGCCGGACCUAAGACUAGGGUAUAGCGAACUUUCAGUCUUAAAGAAAAGCGUUUUCUUUUUGGAAAAUGCUAUCAUGGUGAUCUCUUUCCUGUACACUUUGAAUCAAACUUUUAACUUUGUAAAGAACCAUAGUGUGUACUGAUUAAAGCCUUAUGAUUGCAUUCAUAUACAACAACACAGUGAGAAUUUUCAUCUGGCUUCAUUUGCACGAAUGUGACUUCUGGGGAAACUGUUUGUUUGUUGAACACAAACAGCUGAAUUUUUUCUGCUGGCAGUGAGAGAGACUGGAUGUUGAGAAUUAAACACUGCAGUGUGAAUGGAUUGUUACAGCCAACAUCUGGCUCCAUCACAAACAGGAGAUUGUUAAUAUUUACUGAAAAUCCUGAACUAUGUUGUCUUUUAGUUCUUUACAAGUGAAAGAAAUGUCCACUUCAGAUCUAUUUGUUCAUUCACUUCAAUGCAAUUUUCUAUUCCAGUUGCAACAGUCCCAAUUCAUAUGGAUGCCUCUUGGUUUUCAUGCUGCCUAGAGCAAAGCUGCAUUUGCAUCUGUACUGCUGACUCAGCAUAUCUAAAUCUAGCUUGGAGCUGUGUGAAUGCACUGUAGGAAGCAGCAUCUGGACCUGUAACUGUUUGUCAGUUGAACUAUUUACAUAUUGACUGCAGAACAUGCAAAUCCCCAUAUUUUGUUUUUUUUGUUCACUGGAUGGCUCGUCUAAACAUGUAAUACUUUUUGAAAACAUGGAAGAGGAGCUCGUAACCAUUGGUUUUGUUUGAUGGCAACUCCUAAACACGCCAAGUGCACCCACCCUGGAUACCUCAAACAUCUAAAUGAUGCUUACCCACCUACCGGGAAGGACCACUCCCUGCUUCCCUCUAGGGAGUGUCUCAUAUUAAAGCCACCAUUUUGUUAUAAACAAAACUUGAUGCCAUAGAAACGGCCCCACUCUUUAUCUACCCCUCUCUUUCUUUGCUGUCUCUAGGUGUGUUUAUUUUCCUGAUCAUGUUGUUUCAGGCUGCGUUUUAGACACAGGUUUUGUUUUUGCGGGCCAUUUCCUCACCCAUCAAACACAACUCGCUGCAGGACGCCUCCAACAGCCCCGUACGGUGAAGAGGAGCUCACGUCAGGCUGGGUGGAGGUGGUGAAAACGCUCGCAGCUGAAAACGGUGUCUCUCGCCGGCACCCAGUGGAAUUUUACACACUACACCUACAGCAGUGGAGAACAGGAAUAUGACACGCUACACUUAUACCUGCAGGGGCCCAAAGGCUGCACACAGAGCAGGGGAAUUUUACACCGAAGCACCUCCAACACCUAUGCUCAUGUUUCAGCCCCGCUGGUUUGGAAGAAACUGUUCUGCAGUCCCUCUGUAGGAGUUCAUGACCCAACAAACCUAUGGAAAGUGCCUUUCUCCUGAUAUCUUUUUUCAUUUGUUUUCUGCAGUCAGCUGCAUUGUCUUAGGUUUUCUUUCAAGAAAUAGUUUUGGGAAUACAUGUAUUCACUUUCGUUUAUUUGACACCAGUCUGUUACAUACGAGUCAAAGUCAUGACGUCACGUCUGAUCUGGCUUAUGUUCUACAAGCUUCUGUUACUGUUACGUUUCUAGACCCUAAUUGCUAGUGGUGAGGCCGGUGUAUUUUUGAGAGACCCAUAAACAACAUGGCUGCAGGGAAAAACUUUAAAAAAAAAGAAAGAAGAACAAAGGGGGAAGGCAGCAUAUAUGGCCUAAGUCUCUCAUCAAGGUGAAGUGAUUGCACCUGAGGGGGCGGUUCCUUUCCUUUGCUUUCUUCUCUGCCUCAGGUGUGAUCAUGUAAUCUGAUGGUAUAUGUUGUUUCCUUGUUUUCAAUCUUUAAGCUAAAUUUACCACCUGCUGGCUGUAGCCUUAUAUAUUAAAGACAAAUGAGAGUAGUACUGAUCUUUACAUCAAUUAAGCACAUUCUCACAAAUGUUUAAAUACUACUUUAAACUAAACUAAAGUUGUACUCAAGGCAAAAAAAAAAACAAGCAUUAAUCUUUUUGAUUGACAUUUUGUCAAACUCUGUGAGCUAUCACUUUUAUUUUAGGCGUGGUCAUUUUAAAAGCCCACACAACCUGUAGUAGUUUUAUAAUUUUCCUAAUAUUUGUCAUAUUAAAUUUGUAUGAUUUCUGACAAUGUUUACAAAUGUUUAAGAUACUAAACAAUGUCAUGUGAUCAUUUAUGCACAUCGUAAAAAAAGAAGGAUAAUAAAAGAGAAUUUAUCUUG
Anarrhichthys ocellatus (wolf-eel) is the source of this 4888-nucleotide messenger RNA. It is a transcript of the gene pla2g4ab, whose product is annotated as phospholipase A2, group IVAb (cytosolic, calcium-dependent). Gene Ontology annotation, molecular function: calcium ion binding; calcium-dependent phospholipid binding. The coding region runs from base 401 to 2641 and encodes 746 amino acids. NCBI's taxonomy places the organism in Eukaryota, Metazoa, Chordata, Actinopteri, Perciformes, Anarhichadidae. The record is from RefSeq and is a predicted model, not a curated record. Gene Ontology annotation, cellular component: endoplasmic reticulum; Golgi apparatus; cytosol. The transcript is spliced from 19 exons. Gene Ontology annotation, biological process: glycerophospholipid catabolic process.